Molecule: messenger RNA, 480 nt
Organism: Anisakis simplex (herring worm)
Lineage: Eukaryota; Metazoa; Nematoda; Chromadorea; Rhabditida; Anisakidae
Source: the annotation of a GenBank genome assembly
UUCAAUGUGAAUCAUUUGGAUAUAGCACCGCGUUAUGCUGCGAUAUUAAUGGGAUUCUCUAAUGGAAUCGGGACGUUAGCUGGAUUGACAUGUCCAUUUGUCACUGAGAAAUUCAUCGCAAGAGGUGCACAUGGAUGGGAGAAAGUGUUUCUUCUAUCGAGUUUAAUUCAUUUCACUGGUGUCACCUUUUAUGCGGUAUUCGCUUCUGGUGAAUUACAAGAUUGGGCUGAACCCAAAGACGAGGAAGAACCGUGGAAUGCAAAAACGCUGAAGACCAAAGAAUCAAAGAUUGGAGGUUACGGUGCAGCUGGCGAUAGCAUUCAACAAGUUCGUAUCGAGCCACUUCCGUCCGUCGACCAGUUGCGUAACGAUCGUAUCGCACAAGGCCAAUACCAGAAUAUGGCACCGUAUGGUGAUGGUAAUUCUAACGAAGGCACAGAACCGACCACCAUUAUCAAUCAUAACUAUCAAGGAUAUUAG